CCUUCUGCUCGUGAACGCAGCAGCGUCGACUUUGCCUUCUUGUGAUGAUCUCGUCCAGCUAAGAGCAGAAUGAACAGAGCAGAGCAAAGCAGUCAAAUCUGCUGCAACAUGUCGAUUUAUAUUCUGGGUGUGGACGUGGGAACCACGUCGGUGAAGGCAAUUUUGUUAGACAGUGACUCCAGAGCAGUGGUUGCCACUCACGCUUUGCCAACUGACACCAUUGACAACAGCGGGACGAAGGCUAAAGAGCAGGACACAGGUUUGAUAAUUGACGCACUGAAUCGCUGCGUCGCUUCGCUCCCCAGAGACAAAUUGCAGCGUGUCCUCAGCAUCGGUGUGUGUGGACAGAUGCACGGAGUCUUACUGUGGAAAGCACUGAGUUGUGACUGGUCCAGUGGAGACUUCUUCACCGCCAGAGACACCAGUCAGCUGAUCACCUGGCAGGAUGGACGCUGCAGCAGUGACUUCCUGACGUCUCUUCCAAAACCAGACUCGCAUCUCAGUGUUGCCACAGGCUUUGGCUGCGCGACAAUCUUCUGGUACAUGAAGCACAGGCCCGAGUUCCUUGAGGACUUCACGGUCGCAGGUACCAUCCAGGACUAUGUGGUGUCUGUGCUGUGUGGUCUGGACCGUUGUGUGAUGACGCCUCAGAACGCAGCCAGCUGGGGUUUCUUUAACACUACCACCAACCAGUGGAACAUAGAUAUUCUGAAGGCUGCCGGCUUCCCUUUGACCCUGCUUCCUCACUGUGUGCCAUCUGGUGACUUGGUUGGACAGACGUGCUUUGACUGGCAUGGCAUUCCCGCUGGUACGCCAGUAGGGGCCGCCCUGGGAGACUUUCAGUGCUCCGUCUACUCCUGCAUGAGUGCACGGACAGAUGCAGUUCUUAACAUAAGCACCUCCGCACAGCUGACCUUUGCCAUGCCAGCUGACUUCAAGCCUCCAGAUUCUCCCCAGCCUGACUCUGCCAUCUCCUACUUUCCCUACUUUGACUCCGUCUACCUGGCAGUGGCAGCGUCGCUCAACGGAGGGAACGUACUGGCCACUUUUGUGGAGAUGCUCAUGGCCUGGAUGAAAGAGCUCGAUGCUGAGUCGACUGAGUCAUACCUAUAUGAGAAGCUGAUUGUUUCUGCCCUGGAGCAGGAAACCAGUGAUCUGAGGAUAAGUCCCACCAUUCUGGGAGAAAGACACAACCCUCACUGCCUCGGUCAGGUGUCCAACAUCUCCGCCUCUAAUCUCGCUCUUGGUCAUGUGACCAGGGCACUGUGUCGCGGAGUCCUGGACAAUAUCACCUCAAUGUUGCCCGUUGAGCGUCUACAGCAGGCAGGGGUCAGCAGGAUCGUUGGCAGCGGGAGUGCACUCGCUCGCAAUGAGGUGCUAAGGCAGGAAGUGGAGAAGGUGUUUCCUCAGCCGGUGGUUUACAGAAAGAAUGCGGACUCUGCCGCCGGCGCGGCCAUGGUCCUCUGUGAUCGACCUUGAAUGACUCUUGUAAUUGACAGGAGAAUCCCUAUGUGUUUACACGAUUACCUGAUGAUUUUGCACAUUUCAAUUUGGACAUAGAAAGAAACGGAAAUAGUGCAACAAAUUGUGACCUGGCAGGAUGUAAUGUUAUCCCAGUGCAAGGUUCAAAAACCUAGAGCAGUUCAACAUGUGCUGUUAGGUUGGACCAAGGUACAUUAUUCACCUAAUGAUUAACACUUCAGCUGCUGAAUGCAAUUUAACUUUUAAAUAAUCCCUUUUCGAUUUAAACCGUUGUGAAAUGAGUUGACUUAAUGCUGAUUAAACCCAUCAGCUCCACAAGACUCUCUCUGUGUUUCUCAUUAUCCAAUCCAACUUUAUUUGUAUAGCACAGCCACAGUGGACCAAAGUGCUGUAAACAACUAAAAAAAAUGAUUAAAAGCAACAGCCAUUCAAUUAAAACACAACAAAAGCAUACAUAAAUAAAAACUGAAAUAGUGUCAAGGGCCAAUGAAAAGGGGUGAGUUUUGAGAGGGGGUUUAACAAAUAAAAUAAUUUUUAAAAACCUAA
Messenger RNA from Solea solea (common sole), 2028 nucleotides. RefSeq names its product sedoheptulokinase (gene shpk). Gene Ontology annotation, biological process: carbohydrate metabolic process; cellular response to lipopolysaccharide. The coding region runs from base 70 to 1479 and encodes 469 amino acids. The record is from RefSeq and is a predicted model, not a curated record. Gene Ontology annotation, cellular component: cytosol. Lineage: Eukaryota; Metazoa; Chordata; Actinopteri; Pleuronectiformes; Soleidae. The transcript has 7 exons. Gene Ontology annotation, molecular function: sedoheptulokinase activity.